UUAAAGAAAGGCGCCUGAAGCCACCAGCGGGAAGCGAAGGAGAAGUGGAUGAAUGGAGUGGGCGAGGUCGAGCUUCUUCUCCGGCAAUUGCCUCCUUCCUCUGCUUCCGGCGACCCCCAAGUCCUCUAAACCAAGCCCCCUUCGCUCCUCUGUCAGCCCAGACCCCUGGUCCCUCAGCGACGGCCUCAACAAACCCAAACCCAGAUCCAAGAACCCCAAGAACCCCCUCUCCGACGACAACGCCCGUCGCAUCAUCAAAGCCAAGGCUCGUUACCUCAGCGCCUUGCGCCGGAACCAGGGGUCGCGCGUCCAGACGACUAAAUGGAUCAAGCGUACCCCUGAGCAGAUGGUCCGGUACUUGCAGGAUGACCGGGAUGGGCACCUCUACGGCAAGCACGUCGUCGCCGCUAUCAAGACGGUCAGGGCCUUGGCGGAGAAGCGAGAAGGCGAGUACGACAUGAGGAUGGUGAUGAGCGGGUUCGUGAGCAAGCUGACUUUUAGGGAGAUGUGCGUGGUCUUGAAGGAGCAGAAGGGUUGGAGACAGGUCAGGGACUUCUUUGCUUGGAUGAAGCUUCAGUUCAGUUACCGUCCCAGCGUGAUCGUCUACACGAUCGUUUUGCGCAUGUAUGGACAAGUCGGGAAAAUCAAACUCGCCGAGCAGACCUUCCUGGAGAUGCUUGAAGCAGGUUGUGAACCUGACGAAGUUGCUUGCGGCACUUUGCUAUGUACUUAUGCACGAUGGGGACGCCACAAGGCUAUGCUGUCAUUUUAUUCUGCUGUGGAGGAGAGGGGAGUCAUGCCUUCUGUUGCAGUUUUCAACUUUAUGCUGUCCUCCCUGCAGAAGAAGUCACUCCACCAAAAUGUCGUAGACUUGUGGAGGAAAAUGGUGGAUAAAAGGGUGGCUCCAAACGGCUUCACUUAUACAGUCGUAAUCAGUUCUCUCAUCAAAGAAGGUUGCGGUGAUGAAGCUUUGCAAACUUUUUAUGAGAUGAAGAAUGCUGGUUUUCUCCCUGAGGAAGUUACCUAUAGCCUGCUCAUAAACCUUUGUGCCAAAAAUGGCAGUUGGGAUGAAGCAAUCAAUCUUUAUGAAGACAUGAGAUUUCUGAAAAUUAUCCCGAGUAAUUAUACUCGUGCUUCACUUCUCACUCUAUGUUAUAGAAAAGGAGACUACUCCAGGGCACUUGCACUGUUCUCGGAAAUGGGAAGGCAUAAAGUUGGUCCUGAUGAAGUGAUCUAUGGGUUGCUCAUUAGAAUAUAUGGAAAACUUGGACUCUAUGAGGAUGCUGAGAAUACUUUUAAAGAAAUUGAGCAUCUGGGCCUACUUACGGAUGAAAAAACGUAUUUAGCUAUGGCGCAGGUCCAUCUUAGUUCGGGAAAUGCUGAGAAAGCUCUGAAUGUCAUUGAACUGAUGAAGUCUAAGGAGAUUUGGUUCUCCAGAUAUGCUUACAUUGUGUUGUUGCAAUGUUAUGUCAAAAGACGAAAUUUAGAUUCUGCCGAAGGUGCCUUUCUAGCUUUAUCGAAAACUGGAUUACCCGAUGCAGGUUCUUUUAACGACAUGCUCAAUUUGUAUAUAAAUUUGGACCAGACAGAAAAGGCCAAGGAGUUCACCUUCCAGAUAAGAGAAGACCUAGUCAAAUUUGACGAGGAACUUUUCAAGACCAUUAUUAGAUUCUAUUGCAAAAAUGGAAUGAUAAGCGAGGCUGAGCAGUUUGCUCAAGAAAUAGGUGGAGUUGGAUCUUUUGCAGAUAACAAAUUUGUGCAAACAUUUUACCGGAUCAUUCAUGGACUAUAUAAAGGACAGGAGAAACAUGCGAAAAGUACUGUGAUUCCUGAUCUUUUUGACUCGAUGGCUCUAGGGCUGAUGCUUACUCUGUACUUAGCUGAUGGUAGUUUGAGGAACACGGAGUACAUCUUGAAGCUGUUGCUUGAAACUGCUGAUGGACUGUCAAUAGCCAGUAAACUCAUUGGAAACUUUGUAAGAGAAGGUGACAUUUCUAAAGCAGAAGCUUUAAACAGUCACUUGAUAAGGCUGGGUUGUAGAGCAGAGGAUGAAGCAGUUGCUUCAAUGAUUAGCUGGUACGCAAAAGGAGAAAAGCUGGACAAGGCUGAAGCUAUAUUUUUGAAAGCGGAUUCUCCUUUGUCUGGGAAACUAGUAUUUAAGUGUAUGAUUGAUGCAUAUGCCAAAUCUGGUAGACCAGAGGAUGCAUAUUUGCUAUACAGAAAAGCAACUGAGAAAGGCCAUGAUCUUGGUCCUGUUACAAUCAGCAUCAUUGUGAAUGCUUUGACUAAUGUUGGAAAGCACCAAGAAGCAGAGGAUAUAGUUCGGAAGAAUUUGCAGGAGAGUCCAGAACUUGAUACUGUGUUGUUCAAUACAUUUAUCAAGGCGAUGCUGGAAGCUGGAAAACUUAACUUUGCAGAAAGCAUAUAUGAGCAAAUGCUUUCUCUCGGGGUUGCUCCAUCAAUUCGAACCUUUAACACCAUGAUCAGUGUUUACGGACGAGGUGGCAAGUUGAAUAAAGCUGCAGAGAUGUUUGGCACAGCACGCGGCUUGUCUUUGCCUCUGGAUGAGAAGGCAUAUAUGAAUCUGAUUGGCUUUUACUGCAAGGCUGGUGGAAGACAAGAAGCUUCCCUUCUAUUUGCCAAAAUGAAGGAUGAAGGUAUUAAACCGGGAAAGGUUACCUACAAUGCCUUGAUAAACUCAUGUGCAUCUGCUGGAUGGUAUGAAGAAGCAGAGGAACACUUCCAGGCCAUGCAGAGGGAUUGUGUUCUACCUGAUUCUUUCACGUACCUGUCCCUUAUUCGAGCCUAUGCAGGGAGUGCGAAGUUCAUCGAAGCAGAGGAAACCCUAAAGUCUAUGCAGAGAGAAGGAAUUUCCCCCUCUUGCGCUCAUUACAACCAAUUGGUGUCUGCAUUGGCAAAGGCAGGUAUGAUUAGAGAAGCGGAAAGAGUGUACGAAGAAAUGCUGGAGAAUACUGGCUUAAGCCCCGAUCUCGCAUGUCACCGCACCAUGUUAAGGGGUUAUUUGGACUGUGGAUGUGUCGAGAAAGCAAUCACUCUUUUUGAAAAGAUACGGGAGCAUGUUGAAGCGGACAGGUUUAUGUGGAGUGCAGCUGUUCAUUGUUAUCGGUCUGCAGGAAUGACGGAAAAAGCGGAAGCUACAUUGAAGACAAUGAAGAACAUGGGGAUCACAUUCUGGUCUUUAAAGUGGGGUCACAGUUAAAAAGUAUUGAGAGAGGACGCAGAUUCUAUUAUGGAGAGGGGGAGGGAGAGAACUAAGUAUUUUCCGACAUGCCUAAUGAUGGCAGCCAUCCACCGCGAUCGGGAUUAUGGAUGAUAUGUUGACUACCAAACACGUGAGCUGGAAUCUUGAGGAGGAGGAUGAGCAACAAGUGCUCAAGAACCAUUACAAUUCCCGUCCCGUCUUGUUUUAUCCUAUCUAGUUAAAUGGAGAAGAGGUGAUCCGAAGUGGACUGGGCACCUUAUGAAUCUCGAUAUAUGAUGAGUUGGGCUGUCAUGUUUCUCCCCUUCUUUUUCUCGAGGAGAUGUUCCUCUCUCUUCAUUCCUCCCUCCCUCCAUGUAAAUUCCAUUCAAUGUCGAGAAGAAACACACGACAAU
Messenger RNA from Rhodamnia argentea, 3615 nucleotides. Its product is annotated as pentatricopeptide repeat-containing protein At5g27270. The transcript is spliced from 8 exons. Gene Ontology annotation, molecular function: protein binding. Bases 53 to 3220 code for a protein of 1055 amino acids. Lineage: Eukaryota; Viridiplantae; Streptophyta; Magnoliopsida; Myrtales; Myrtaceae. The record is from RefSeq and is a predicted model, not a curated record.